UAAGAAGUGCUGGGAAAUGUGUCGAGGAAUUCUCUUAUUGUUUAUGCUGAGUCUGAGUUGGCUCAAGCUCACUGCUGGCGGUUGCAGUCGCAUACCGCAGGGCGCAACGGGAGAGCGUUCGGCAGUCGAUGAUAAUUUCAAAAUAUUAAUCGAUGGCAAUCCGACGACCUUUAUACCCGAUCAUCAGUACAAUGUUUCCCUGUCGUGUCCGAUCAACCUGAAGUUCAUUAGCUUUACGCUGAUUGUCGAAAGCGAGGAUCAAUCGCUGGCCUACAACGCACAGGAUAUGACUGGACACUUUGAGCUGACCGACACGGCCGAGACGCGUUUCAGCAUUGGCUGCGAGAACAUGAUCGAGAGCACCAAUACGAAUGCAAAGACGCGUAUCGACGUCUCCUGGAUAUCACCAAAGCAGCCAGAUAGUGGCUGUGUUCUGAUCAGGGCAGGCGUGGUGCAGCAUCGCGACGUGUGGUUCAUUGAUGAUGGCUUCCUUACAAAACGCAUCUGUCCAGAGGAAAUCGAUGAGCUGAACAGUCUAACGCCAGCGCUGCAAAAUUGCUGUGCUUGCGACGAGGCCAAGUAUGAGAUAAUUUUGGAGCGCAAGUGGGCCAGGAAUACGCAUGCCAAGCAUUUUCCAUCGGAGGCUUGGCGCACACGUUUGGGCGAAAUAAUUGGCGCCUCGCACAGCUACAGCUAUCGUUAUUGGGCGUAUGGCGGACGGGCCAGUCAAGGCAUGCGUGAAAUGGCAGAGCACGGAUCGACGCGUACAUUGGAGCAGGAGAUUAGGGAUAAUACACAGAAUGGCGAGGUGCGCACCAUAAUUAAGGCACCUGGCAUCGGACAUCGUCAGAAUGUCUUUGGCACCACCUUGGCGAAUGCGCGUGUCGAUCCACAGCAUCAUCAAAUAUCUCUGGCGGCCAAAAUUGAUCCAUCUCCAGACUGGAUAGUGGGCGUGGCUGGCUUGGAAUUGUGCUUGAGCAAUUGCACUUGGCUGGAGCGUAAAGUUCUGAACUUAUAUCCCUGGGACAUAGGCACCGACUCGGGUCCCUCGUACAUGUCGCCCGAUCAACCACAAGUACCGCCGGAUGUUAUACGUCGCAUUACCUCGUCGUACCCCAGCGAUUAUCGUUCGCCCUUCUUUGAUGAUUCGGGUGCCCCAAUGAAGCCCUUAGCCACGCUCUACGUGACCAGAAAGAAGCUAUACAUACGCGAGUGUGAGGAGGUGCCUCAAGACGGUCCUUUGGAGUGCGCAACUCAUCCGUGGAACGAGUGGAGCAAUUGCAGCACGCGCUGUGGACCUGGCUAUUCGCAACGUUAUCGCAGCUACAAGAAUCCGUCACUGGCAGCCAGCUACAGCUGCGACAAUCGCAUGGAGGAAGUGCGUCAGUGUCAGGGCAUGCAAUGCGGCAUGGAGAACGAACAGCUGGGCAAUGGUGAAUUUAAUGAAGAUGCCAAUGGUCCGGCUACCAUGGCUGAGUGUGAGAUGAGCACGUGGAGUGAGUGGUCGCCAUGCUCAAAGACAUGUGGGCGUGGCAUAUCGACGCGCAGGCGUGACUAUCACAAUCCUCAGGCCAGGUCGCGCUGCCAGACAGUGGUGCGAAUGCCACUAGAGGAGACAAGGCAGUGCACCGGCACCGACUGUGGUGGCACAAUAGCCGACAAUGGCGACCUGGAUGGCCUGCAACCGGAGUCGGAUCCGUUCGGAGGCAUCAAUGAAGCUGGCUUUGAAAGUAAUAGACCCGGCUGGAACUUGAAUAACAACUACAACAGAAGGCCGAGCUUGGAUAGGAUGGAUCAAGGCUGGACUGGAAACAAUUUGGCCACACCCAACUAUCAAGAACUAGGCAAGAGUAAUCGACGACAGCCCUACGAAAUGGAACGACCCUCAGGCAACAGCUAUAAUAAUGAUCAGAGGAGCGAUGGCUACAACGAAUACAAACAGAACAGAGAAGAUAGCGACAACGACUACAGGCAGGAUAAUCGAGACGAUAGUUACAACGACUACAAGCAGGACGGUCGAGGCAACAGCUAUAACAACAACAAUUAUGAAUCCGUCUCUAGGAACAAUAAUAACAACGACUACAGUAAUACCCUAUAUAGAGGCGGCUUCGGCACGCGUGCCCCAUUUGCUCCACGCUAUCCGGAUCGCCAGGGCCAACAGGAUGCGGCAGGCAGCAAUUACAAUGUGAUGCAGGACUAUUGCUAUGAGAAGCCCUUCGCCUCGACGGUACCCUGUCUGGCCAACCCGGUUAUCGUGCGCAACUAUUGGUUCUACGAUCACGAUGAUCACGAGUGCAAAAUCUUUACCACAGACAAUUGCGACGAGAACAACAAUCGCUUUCGCACACUGAUGGCGUGCGAGGGCACCUGCCUGCUGCCCCAAAUCAAUUUGGCCCGUACCGACGAUCCCGAAGAGAGCCCAUAUGCAGGUGAUAACCCCUAUGGAGCCGAUACGUUCCAGCCAAGCGGCGGUUUCAGAGGAGAUGAAGGCUUUGGUCAGCCCAUGGCUCAGACAAGAAACAAAUAUAGCAAUGUCCGACGUGGCAGAUAUGGCAGUUAAGCACUUAAUAAAGUUUAAAGCAA
Drosophila hydei is the source of this 2583-nucleotide messenger RNA. RefSeq names its product spondin-1. The coding region runs from base 17 to 2560 and encodes 847 amino acids. Gene Ontology annotation, cellular component: extracellular matrix. The record is from RefSeq and is a predicted model, not a curated record. NCBI's taxonomy places the organism in Eukaryota, Metazoa, Arthropoda, Insecta, Diptera, Drosophilidae. Gene Ontology annotation, molecular function: serine-type endopeptidase inhibitor activity. Gene Ontology annotation, biological process: cell adhesion. The transcript is spliced from 6 exons.